Molecule: messenger RNA, 7297 nt
Organism: Centropristis striata (black sea bass)
Lineage: Eukaryota; Metazoa; Chordata; Actinopteri; Perciformes; Serranidae
Gene: cited1
Product: Cbp/p300-interacting transactivator, with Glu/Asp-rich carboxy-terminal domain, 1
Exons: 2
Coding region: 188-769 (193 amino acids)
Biological process (GO): regulation of DNA-templated transcription
Cellular component (GO): nucleus
Source: RefSeq, a predicted model, not a curated record
CGAGGCACAAAAUGCUUUUUAUUCAGUGAGGAGCUCAUUGAGCGGCAGGCAGCCAGUCAGAGAGGACUUCAGCCUCCGAGUCUCCAAACACACUCUAACUUCUCCUCUCUGGACUUUAUUAUCCUCCUCCUGCGGACUCCACCGGGCUUCUCUCUCUUUUCUCUCAGGCUGUGGCGUUUUCCUGGUGAUGACCUCACUGCUGUUUCCUGGCAACGCCCACGCUGCGAUGAAGGACCUCUCCUCCUCCUCCUCUCCUCUCAGCUCCCUGCUCCACUACCCGUCCUCCAAAACCUCCGUCGUGCCGUUCACCCCGUCCGCCGGCCCCGCCUCCUCGCCGGGAUCGCCGCUGACAUCGUCGGCGCCGCUCUCCAAACCUCAGCCCUUCUGCCUCCAGACGGGGCCGCACCUCAUCGCCAGCAUGCAGCUGCAGAAGCUCAACUCGCACUACCAGAACCUCGCCGGCGCCUCCGCCGGACACCCGGCACCCGGCGCUGCACAACGGGGCUUCGGGGCCUCGCCCCUGGGCACGGAUCGGAACCAGCUCCUGGGGCCGUCCGGAGGACUCGCAGGAGCCGGUCUGGGCGUCGGGAUCUCCAUGGCGAACCAAAGCUCCGGCGCCGGUGGAAUUAUCGACUUUGACCCCGUGGACGAGGAGGUCCUCAUGUCGCUGGUGGUGGAGCUGGGACUGGACCGAGCCAACGAGCUGCCCGAGCUCUGGCUGGGUCAGAACGAGUUCGACUUCAUGUCAGACGUCCCGGCAGGAUGCUGACCGACAAAACUAUUGAGGAGCACCAGAGUUGAUUGACAAAGAGAGGGAAGACUUUCUUUCUCUCCUCUGUUUCGUUGUACUCUUUCCUCCUUUUCUUGGUUGGUAAAAAGAGGAAACCGGAGAGACGCUGGAGAGAUUAGAGGCGUAUUCUUGUUUCAUACAAAGACGGAUAAAAGACAAGUUUUCUUUCGAUCGAGCACGUUUUUUCGUUCGAUCAGUCCUUUUUAUUUCAUUUUUUUUCUGUUAAAGUGAAAAAAAAAAGUCAGAUCAUGGUGAAGCUGUGCUGAAAAAAUGGAUACCAACAUUUUUUUUUUGACGGAUAAAAGACAAGUUUUCUUUCCAUUUCCUUCGAUCAGUCCUUUUUAUUUCUUUUAAUUAAAAAAAAAAAAAAAUUCUGUUAAAGUGAAAAAAAAGUCAGAUCAUGGUGAAGUUGUGCUGAAAAAAUGGAUACCAACAUUUUUAAUUUAAUUUUUUUUUUGACGGAUAAAAGACAAGUUUUCUUUCGAUCAAGCAAGUUUUUUUUUCCGUUUCGUUCGAUCAGUCCUUUUUUAUUUCUUUUCUAGGAUAAAACUGGUGGUUGAACCUGUUGGGAUUAAUAAUACGUCUUUAGUUUUUUUGGCCUCAUCGAACUCUUGACUUUUACAGUGCAAACAGAAACAGGGACUCUUUCUGCUGGAGGUGAUUCAUUGACAGGUGUUUGGAGACGUUUCUCACUUUUAGGAAACAAGUCCGUCAAGAUGACGUUGACGCGCCUGUUGGACUUUCUCCGUGCAGACAACUUAAGGAAAAAUUGAAAUGGGAAACAUGACAUUAUGGGAGAUUUGUGAAGGAUGACAAACACCACAUUUCCUGUUUGUUUCCUAAUGGACGAUAUAAGACUCUGGUCUCACGGGAAAGAGACUCCUGUCUCUCGCCUUCACAAAGAAACUGAUUGUUUGAGAACUGGUUAUCUCAAUGUACUUUUUCUUUCUUUCUUUCCCUUUUUUUUUGUUUGAAUUAAGUUCAACCAUUCACAGAACAUGUUAUUUAAGACAGUGGCUGAUAUCCAUCUGGACUUCUGGACAAGGAGCGCUUCUGUAGCGCGUCUAUAAUCGGUUCUACUUUUCCGAACGUAAUGAAUUAGAUCAAGGGACGUGGAAUCUCUCGGAGCAUGGGACCUGAAUGGAGUAAAUUGUUUCUUGCUCUGGAGCGCAGCCUCAUUAAAACCAUCGAGGCCUUUUUUGGUCAUGCAAGUCGCCGCUACAUGUACAUGUUUGGUUUUCUGGCCUGCAGUGUAGGAAACGUUGACCCAGGUGGCCUCUGUGAUCAUGGAUAGCACUUCCUCCCACAUGGAGGACACAAGGUCUUGUCAACCAAAUGGCAAGAACAGAUAAAUUCAUGCGGCCGGUCUGUUUAACCGUCGUUGUUUGUGUCAAAACAGUUUGUUCAGCCCCCACAGACCUUAUUAUCACCACACUUCCAUGUCCCUGAUAAGGAAGCAUUGUCUGUUUUGUCAUCAUUAGGCCUGGAGGCGGCUGUUUGCACACUUUACUGUGCAGCCUUUGACCUGAACACACACUGUGGUUUGGUUUCAGCGGUGCAGGCUUGGCAUGAUUAGAGUUAGACCAAUGCAAACCAAACCUCAAAGAUGCUACUGCGUUAAUAAUCAUAAAAAAGUCAGCAUAAUUUAACUACUAGCUGCUUUUGUUCUUACUGCUUUACUGUGUUUUGAAGGCAAAGACAAUAUGGAGACCAUAUUUUAAUCUUGGUAGCCGUCUGGCAGCAUUGGAGGUCCUUAUGUUGUUGGGCUUCAGUUGAAUUUUGUUGUUAUUUGUUGGUUUAACAAAUAAUUAACUUUUUCAACUUACAAAAAAACAGAAGACAUUGUGGUUUUGGUUUAAGCACUUGCUAGCUAACUAAUAUCUGCUAAAUAUUUGAUUUUUAGGUAUGUUAGCAUUAGCUUUAUAUAUAUUUAUUUGCGUAACUGUCGAAAUCUUUACACAAAAAAAUCGCAAAUGAAAAUGAUUUGACAGUAAAAUAUUAUGUUUCCCCUUUGUUAAUAUAGUAGCUCAUUAAAACAAAACCAACUCAAGCUCCACUUACAGGUUUUUCCAGCGCUUUCAGUCGUAUCACACACAUUAACUUCUAAGCUAACGUGGACAAGAAGUCCUAAAAGUUUUACAGCAUAAGAGCUACUUAUUUGUUAAACUUCUACUCACGAGAUUAAACAAUAUAUUGUUGUUUUGGUUUAACCACUUGCUACCUUGCUAACAAUCUCUAUCUGCUAAGCAUUUGACUUUGGUGGCUACUUGUAGAAAUUAGCAUGAGCAUUUGCUGUAUAUUUAUUAUGUUGAAAUCCUACAUCCUGCAUGUGAAAUAUCAAGUUUUAUCACUUUAAAAUAGUAGUGGGGAGAAUAAAAAAAACAUUGUUCUUUCAUUGCAUUAGCUAACAGUAGUAGCCCUUUUAGGACAAUCUGAUAUGACUAGUAAAUGGACCUUAAAUUGGGAUUAUUUUGUAAAAAAAAUCCUUAAUUAACCAACCCAAAAAUCUAACUAAUAUCUUAGCAGUGUUUCUGUUGCCUGGCUGUUGCAAACCACUGUCAUAUAUUUCUUUUGUUGCCUGAUAUUGGACCUCCAUGUUGCUGCCAAAUGCUGCUGCAAUUAAAUUCAUAGAGUCCAUCUACCAGGUGUCGUUUCUUGUUGCUGCAGACUUUAGUGGUUGAAUAAAUCCCCAGGGGUUAAACCGUCACCCACCCCUCCACCCUAACCCACCUAUAGGAGCUUUACUGCUGUUUUUCCUGCUGCAGAUGGAUGCAAGUCAGCAUGGGGCCUUAACCUAAAUCUGUAGUGGUAAGAGGAGACAAGGCUGGAACUGUGCGGCGGCAACAAAGGCCUUUCACCUCAACCUGGCGUGUCUGUCAUCUGGGCAUUGUGGGUCUCCUCUUGGACCACACACACAUGAAAUAACACACCUGUACGUGCAUGCACACACCUUUUAUAGAACCUUGCACGCAUGCUGAAACCAAACUAUGUGCGGGCGUACAAAGGCACCGAAAUAAACCCACCACACACACACACAUAGGAGCUGAACGGGGAUGGUAUUACAGCAGGGAAAUGGGAGUAGCAGCCAUGAAACAGGCACUUGUUCAGUUACACACAGACUUCACAGGGUAUUGAGGUUGUUGGUGUGUGUGUGUGUGUGUGGGGAAAGAGAUAGUGAUGUUAGACCAGACCUGGGCAUUGGGCGGCCCUUGGGCCACAUCCGGCCCGUUGGCUGCCCUUGUCCGGCCCAGAAAUUAGAAAUCAAUACAACCGCAGUGCUUUUAUUUUGAAGGUGGUUUACGUACCCACCUGCAAAGACUCGACUCUUUAACUGAUAGUUCACAAGAUUUAUUUAAAAUCGUUGCUCCAUGAACAUAAAAAUAAGACAUUCCUUGGUCACCUUGUGAAUCCACCGUAAGAGAUAACGAACAUUAGCAUUAGCACUUGAGCUAACAAGCAGUUUUACUAUAGUUAAGACAAAAAAUACAGCCGCUAAUAUAUGACAGAAAAAAAUAAACUUUAACAAACCUUGUUCCUGUCAGCCAGCCGCUGUAGAAGCCUUUUAGAUACUUUAUAUCAACUUUAUAUGAAUUGCGACGCACUCGUUAUUAUUUACCGUUCAUUUUUAUUUUUUUUACCGUUCUACCGGUUAUAUCCUUUCACUACCUUUCAAAAUAAAAGCAUCCGUUUCACACUGGACGGCGCCUUUUCAAAAUAAAAGCAUCACAACAUUGUGAAACACCUAGAAAAUUUACAAACAUGAAAAAACAAGCUAUAUAAUACAAAAACACCAAUAGGAACCUUGCUAAAUGUCAUUUACAGUUGUGUUUAAAAUAAAUGUUAAAGUGAUAUAGUGAUCGGAGUAUUUACUACUUUUUACUAGUUUAUAUUUGAUUUACUCCACAUUAACAGUCUUAUCAUAACAAGUAUUCUUAUCAGUAGCAGGUCAAAGCCAGAUAAUUUACUGUAUUUUAUAAAGCGAUUAAAUUAAUAUUAAGCAGAAUUUAGUUCCGAGUUUUGGUCCGGCCCCUGCAACCUUCGUAGAAUUGGUCAUGUGGCCCCUUGGGAACAUUAAUUGCCCACCCCUGUGUUGGACUGUAUGCAAGUCUGAAAACGCAAGUUGUGUGUGAGAGGAAACUGUGAGCAGCAAGUAAUCCGUCCACAUAAAGACCACUGACUGAGGGGAAAAAAACACGCCGGGCCUUGUUAAUUUAUUUAGAUACAGACAGGUCAGCUUACACACUUGUUCCCUAACAAGUCGGCUAUUUUCCCUACACACACACACACACAUGCUGCCUAAUACCAGUUUUUGACGCUGAUUAUGGUCUCGGUUACAGUCGCCGAACUUCCUCUUCUUUCUUUAAUGAAACGUGAGAAGCUGUGAUUAAUGAAAAGCCGACGAAGGAAUAAUUUGACAGAAUCCCUUCUUUAAAAGGGGAUUUGCGGGAGAUUUUCCUUCGUAACAAUCGCUUUAUUGAAAGAAAUAAAGACGCAGCUUUUCAUCACCUCCAAAUCCAAAAGACAGACUGAGUGCUGAUUCUUCUCUUCCUCUGUCUCGUCGCCUGACUGGGUCAAAGAAACAAACCCAAGACUGUCUUGUGUUUGUUUCCAUCUACUAGACAUUGUUUUAAAGUCCUUUUUUUUCUCUGUGUGUUGUUUUGUGGUCCAGCCUUGAUCCCAGCUGAGUGAAUGUUGUUUUUUGGCUGUGUGAAGCAGAGAGACGCCCCCCUCCUCUUCUCCUGCUCCCCUGAGAAGUCGCCUGGUCGAAACGUUUGAAUCGUCUUAGGGCUUUCAUUUCCUCUUCCCCUUGACGCCCAAUAUUGCAGAUUAACCCCGACCGGGAGAGACCUUUUGAACCUAAAUAUACCUCACAGCUAUCUGGUGUCUAAUGACACUUAACCCCAUGCAAAAUAUUCAUCAUUUUGCUCUCAAUUUGCUUGGAAUGUGUCAUUUAGCCACUACAACUGCAAAGUUAUCACAGUAAACUAUUUAAAACUGGGUAUUUCUCCAACAGACAACCCAAACAUGAUCUUAGAGUCUGUCUUUUUGCAUGAGAAGCCCAAACUACAAAGCAUAAUAGAGAUCAUGAACCAGAAGUUCAAAAGUUAAAUUGGUUGGAUUUAUUGCAGGACUUUUGUUUGUACCUAAUAAACUGGCAUGUAAAUGUUUCUUUAGUUGCUGUCCUGUCAAGAGUUAGCAAGCUGGAAGAACAUAUCAAUAACACUGUCAUGUUUGGAUUGUAAUUAAACUACAGCUAGUGGCUAGUUAGCUAGUCUAGCUUGGUGCCGUCACUACCAGAUUCAUAAUGAAAGCCCCAAUUUGUCACUCCGGUUUCACUCCUAACUCGCAAACAAGCUCCCAUUACUGUGUGUAUGACUUGCACAGGGCUUUCCAAUUGACUAUAAUGUAAUAUUAGAUGCUUAGAGUCAAUUACAUAAUCCAAAAAGCGUGAUGGUUUGCUCAGGGCAGGUGGCAGUGGAGGUGAAUGGGUCUUUGACCCAGAAGAUGCUUUCACAACUCAAGUCCCUUUGGUUAGUCCCAAGUCCCAGAGGGAAAUUGAUACUUUUGGUUGUUUUUUUUUUUUUAGUUUGGUUUGCUUUUGCAUAAGCGAACAAACAAACCAUAACAAGGAUUUAACCACCAGAUUUCGAUCAAAACAGACUAGACUUUGGGUUGUGAAAGCGUUCUUGGUGUCCAGUGGGACGAACCGAGAAUCCGUGUUGUUAUUUGGAGUCAACCUGCAUAACUGUGUUCAUAGUUCAGUAGCAGUUUUUAAACCCAACCCUGUUCUUUUACCCUAACAAUAGUCAAGUGUUUUCAUUGCCUAAAGUUACCAUGAUCACAGAAGUUGCUUUUAAAAAGCCACUAUUCAUAAAACUAGCGGAAAGUGACAUAUACCGUCCCUGAUACAUCCAGAACCGAAGCAAAGGUUUUUGUUUCCGUUAAUAUCUCGCGCUGAGGGCCGGGGGAUCGGGUUAUGCAUCGUAAAAGAUUUACACAAAUUAAAAAAGCUUUCUUUGUGAGAUUGACACUUCUGGAGGUUGAGGUUCCUUCUUCUCCCUGAGCUCUGCGUCCAUGUAAACCUGGUGGAUUUACAGUUUCCACGUGACGGCAGUGAUUUGUUGCACACUGGGCCGUUGCCUCUGGGCCUCAGGGUCAUGAAAAAUGUUCCAGCACAUCAAGGCCUGUGAAAUCCUUCAACAUAAGCAGUGAUGUAUCUGUUAAAAGGUCGAUGUUACAAGGUUUCAGUGAGAAAUGUUCUGCAAGUCGACUCUGCACUGAUUCGUCCCUUUUUUCUUCCGUCAUAUUUACUUUUAAAACCUGUAAAGUCUUAUUUUGUUGUUUGGUUUUCAGUUUCUUUCCUCGUUUUUUUUCUUCUUUUUUUUUCUAAUGAUGAAAUGAAUAUUAUUCAAAGAUGAUUUUUAAGCACUUUUUGCUCACCGGCUCUCACUUGUACAUCUAUAUGAAUAUGUAAAUGACUGAGAUCAUAUUAAAAAAAUGCUUGUA